Molecule: messenger RNA, 2145 nt
Organism: Amorphotheca resinae ATCC 22711
Lineage: Eukaryota; Fungi; Ascomycota; Leotiomycetes; Helotiales; Amorphothecaceae
Exons: 4
Coding region: 139-1860 (573 amino acids)
Biological process (GO): iron ion transmembrane transport
Cellular component (GO): membrane
Molecular function (GO): iron ion transmembrane transporter activity
Source: RefSeq, a predicted model, not a curated record
ACGACGAGCGAUGCAAGCAAGAAACGCCGGUGAACACGACCUACUCGACUCCCAAAACCUACAGGUUCAUCACUACCACCAAGAUCAUUAAUUAUAUGUCUUAGCCAAAGCUUUCCCGCCCCUUCCAUUCAUUCCACCAUGUCCUUCGGCACGCAACCCGAGGCUCGUCGUCCCCCUGAGUCUGAGGAGGAGGACCCAGCAGAUAUCGAGUUACCCUUGAUCAGCGACUCGAUAUCUAGUAGUAUUGGGGAAGAUGAUGACUUGAUGACACGCCCCCAGGCCUGGAAUCUAUAUACCUCCCAUUUCCUCUCGACGUGGAACGUCCGGACGUAUGAGUUUGCAGCGAUCAUUUUCACGGCAGCGGCGUAUCCGGAUACGCUGGUUGCUACGUCUAUCCGUGGUAUCGUGCGGGCUCUGGCAUCAAUUCUCUUUUCAUCGAGUGUUGGACGAUGGGUUGACCACUCCCCUGAUCGGCUCAAAACUCUUCUCUGCACCAUUUCUAUCAACAGAACCGCCGUCAUCAGCGCCUCUGCUCUAUGGUACUUCAUUGUUGAGCCAAAAAACGACAGCCAUGCAAGAGCCCUGGCUGCUUCCGAGGGCUCUGCUGCUCUUCUGCGAGGUGCUAUCUUUACCUUGAUCCUAGCUCUGGGGAUCCUAGAAGGGCUCAGUGCUUCUGGCAAUAUGCUUUCGAUGGAGAGAGACUGGGUAGUGACUGCUGCGUCGCCUGUUGGCCAGCCAUACGAUUUAACACAUCUCAAUUCUUCCAUGCGACGGAUCGACCUAAUCUGCAAACUCAUCGCGCCAAUCCUGAUAUCCGUCAUUGUAUCAGCGACGAAUAUCAAGAUCGGAGUCUUGGUGGUCGGCUUCAUGAGCGCUGGGAGCUGGGCCGUGGAAUUCUGGUGUGCGAGAAGAGUGUGGCUUCGGAAUCCGAGAUUAAGGGCGCUGAAGGCCGUCGAUGUUUCUGCUUCUGCCUCUGCAGCCGCUCCUGAGCCCGGGGCCCGAAAUCUCCUAUCGCGAACCGCUCACGGGUUGCAGAGAUAUGCUGAUGAUUUUCGGAAAUACUUCACGUCGACGGUUUGGAUUCCUUCGCUGUCUCUCGCUUUCCUGCACAUCUCUGCUCUGACGUACAGCGCUACCUUCAUCACGUAUUUGCUGGCUGUGGGCUUCUCGCUAGAUCUGAUCACUGUUGCUAGAGCGGCUGGCAGCGUGGUCGAGAUCAGUAGCACGGUCGUCACGCCCGUUGGAGUCAGUUAUCUAGGGAAAGCGAAGAACCAUGGCCGUACGCACCACGAUCGAGCGAGGGAGAAUGAGGAGGAGGCCUCUACUGCACUAUUAGAGGAGUCUCCCGAGGAGGAGCUACAAGCCACUACCGAGACAGGCCUCGAGCGUCUUGGCCUCUGGGGGCUUUCUUUCCAGCUCAUAAAUCUUAUCCCCGUCGUCUUCGCGCUCUGGUCCCUCUCCCCCCCUCCAACUCCCCACCUCCUAUUAUCCCGUCUUCUCACACCCCUAACCACAUCCCGUCCGCUCCUCGCAUUCACGCUCUUCUUCUUCCUCUCCAUCUCUCGUCUCGGUCUCUGGGUCUUCGACCUCACCACGCAGCAGCUCACGCAAACCAUGACGUCGCCCUCGCACCGGUCCUCUUUCACCGGCGUCGAGUACUCCCUCGUCUCUGUCUUCGAGUUGAGCCUGCAUGUGAUCACCAUGGUUUUGCACCGUCCGGAUCAGUUUCGUUGGAUCGCGAUGGCGAGUUUGGGCGCCGUGGCGCUGAGUACCGUGGCGUAUGCGGCGUGGGUCGCGAAGAUGAGGGGCCAUCUUGUGCAUUGGGAGAGGAUUGGCAUAGGGAAGGGGGGCAUGUGUUAAUGAUUUGAGGGCGUGGCGAAGGGUGAGAUGAUACCAGAAUCAAAUAAGGAAUCUUUAUCUUAGGAAAGAACACACGCUAUAGAAGGUCACCUACGACUAUAGACUAUAGAGUCUCUAAAAGAAAAGUAAGAAGCUGAGAAAAUUGAUAGAUCGGUUCAAAGAUUCACUUUUGUUCGCUAAGAGAGCUGUUUACUCGCGAGGACUUGAGUUGGAUUUAAAAGAUCUAGGUAGUGACUGGGUUGUUUAGAGUGUGUAAAGAGUAAACAAGCAAGCAAGCAAUCACUU